AUGAAGAUCGGGCGCGGGCCUAAGGUAAGGUUCGCUUGCCACACUUUCGUGGGCCGCGGGAUAGGCUUAGCCGCGUACGCCGCGCGUCUAGCACGGGCACUCCACAGCAUUCUACCUGAACAGCCGCGCAGAAAGAAGCAAAGUUGCUAUACUCACGAUAUCAAUACUUUGACUUCAAGCGGCAAAUUCGACCACCCGAACUUCGAAAUUGCGACAAAAUUUCAUCCGAUAAGCUGUGUGGAUGAAUCGUUACCGAAACGCGCCCGGCCUGCGAGGCCCUACCAAGGCGACUGCCUCUACUCUUUGCCAGAAAUCUACGAAUGCAAAGUUACUGCUCAAGAACGGCCAUAUCUCGCCCGUCCCUCCCGCACCCAGCAACUACAGAACCCGAAGCUACGCCCGCAGCUGACGACAGAUAUCCCAAGUGAUGCUGUACGCACAAAGGGUACUGCAGACGCUCUACUAGCGCAAAGCGAAGAAGAGCGUGGCCGCAAACGUGAGCUCAAUGAAGUAGACUCUUUGGACACGCGGGACCAGGCAGCCAAAAGGACGCGCUCAGUAUCAUCAGAUUCUACCAGCUCUGUAGCCACAAUAUCCACAAAUCGAUCUCGCUCGGGAUCCCCUCAACGAGAGCGAUAUGCAGAACCACGGCGGAGAUCGAAGUCACCAACGUCCCAUCACUUGUGGGCGAGGAAGAGACGACAUAGCGACUCAUCUCCCGGUGAUUCUGUUUCCUCAUAUUCGUCUAGGGAGGGGUCGCGGACACGAUCCCCUGAAAGAAACACCAGGCGAAGACGCCGGGAGUCGAGUCCAAAGGAACGGGGACGGACGCGCGAUAUCUCGCGCGAUGGGAGUCGCCAAACCAGAAGCCGCAGUCACAGCAUGGAUAAAGGACGCGUUGCAAGGGGGAGGCGGUCUCUGACAGCCGAGGAAAUCGAACCUGUCCGAAGCUAUGCCAAGGCAUUUACUUCGAUGGACCAACCUAGAGUGUGUAAACACGAACGGGUGAGCGCAGAGAGGAGCCACGCUCCGCCACCGCGACGCGAGCGAAGUCUCAGUCCUUACAGCAAGCGAAUUGCUCUCACCCAAGCCAUGAAUAUGGGUCGCUGA
This is a messenger RNA of Aspergillus mulundensis, 1110 nucleotides long. RefSeq lists its product as uncharacterized. The record is from RefSeq and is a predicted model, not a curated record. The transcript has 3 exons. Lineage: Eukaryota; Fungi; Ascomycota; Eurotiomycetes; Eurotiales; Aspergillaceae. Bases 1 to 1110 code for a protein of 369 amino acids.